GGUGAAGCUCCAAGCAGUGAAACUGGCACAUCUUUGGAUAGCCCCUCUACUUACCGUCAAGGACCUAUAACACACAGUUCAGCUGUAAGUCCAGACCAUUACGAUCAUUCUGCUUACGGGCUGUAUUCUGUCUCCCCUGGACAACAAAGAUCUCGGAGGCCGAAACUUCAGCACUCAACGUCCAUACUGCGAAAACAAGCAGAGGAAGAAGCUAUUAAAAGGUCAAGGUCACUUUCUGAGAGCUAUGAACUCUCUUCAGACCUACAAGAUAAGCAGGUGGAAAUGCUAGAACGGAAAUAUGGAGGCCGUCUCAUAACUAGACAUGCUGCUCGUACUAUACAAACCGCUUUUCGCCAGUAUCAGAUGAACAAAAAUUUUGAGCGUCUUAGAAGUUCUAUGUCUGAAAAUCGUAUGUCAAGACGCAUUGUACUGUCCAAUAUGAGAAUGCAGUUUUCAUUUGAAGGACCUGAGAAAGUCCACAGCUCUUACUUUGAAGGAAAACAAGUUUCUGUUACAAAUGAUGGGUCAAAGCUGGGAUCCCUGGUACAGUCUGAAUGUGGUGACCUUGGAGAGUCAGCUACAAUGAAGUCUCCAGCAGCGUCUACUGAUUUUGCUGAUGCUAUAACAGAACUGGAGGAUGCUUUUUCCCGGCAAGUGAAAUCCCUUGCAGAGUCCAUUGAUGAUGCACUGAAUUGCCGUAGUCUACAUUCUGAUGAAGUCCAGACUUCAGAUCAAGUCAGAAGUCGUGAAAUGGAAAGGGAUAGUUGUGCUCAGACUAAACCAGCGAUUCACAAUGUGGAUCACAGGAAGCUCGAUGAGAUGACAGCAUCAUACAGUGAUGUUACAUUAUAUAUUGAUGAGGAAGAGUUAUCUCCACCCCUUCCACUUUCCCAGUCAGUAGACAGACCGUCCAGCACAGAAUCUGAUUUGAGGCUCCGGUCCGUGAACUCUUCUCAAGAGUACUGGUCCAUGACCAACAAAGAUGAUAAGAUAGACACUGAUACGAGCUGCAGGAGUACCCCAUCACUGGAAUGUCAGGAACAGAGGAUAAGAAUGGAUCAUCUACCAUUGCUAACUAUAGAGCCACCCAGUGACAGUUCAGUGGACUUGAGUGAUCGCUCAGAGAGAGGUUCACUAAAGAGACAAAAUGCAUAUGACCGAGGGAUCACCAGUCAACAAGGAAGCCCAAAACACACCCCUCACAGCAUCCCUGCCAAGAUUAUAUCCCGAGAGGAACAGGAGGCAAGACAUAGAGCUAGGCCUAUAGAUAGUCAUUUAGCUAUCAACGGCACAGCAAAUAGGCAAAGCAAGUCAGAGUCUGAUUAUUCUGAUGGAGACAAUGACAGCAUCAACAGCACUUCCAACUCUAAUGAUACAAUAAAUUGCAGCUCAGAAUCUUCUUCUAGAGACAGCCUAAGGGAGCAAACCUUGAGCAAACAAACAUACCACAAAGAAACUCGCAACAGCUGGGAUUCCCCUGCCUUCAGUAAUGAUGUUAUCAGGAAACGCCAUUAUAGGAUUGGACUGAACCUUUUUAACAAAAAACCUGAAAAAGGAGUCCAGUACCUAAUUGAGCGAGGUUUUGUGCCAGACACUCCAGUCGGUGUUGCCCACUUUCUCCUGCAAAGGAAAGGUCUCAGCAGACAGAUGAUUGGAGAAUUUCUAGGAAAUCGACAAAAACAGUUCAACCGGGAUGUCUUAGACUGUGUUGUGGAUGAGAUGGACUUCUCAACAAUGGAACUGGAUGAAGCACUCAGGAAAUUUCAGGCUCAUAUCCGUGUUCAAGGAGAAGCCCAGAAAGUAGAACGGCUCAUUGAAGCUUUUAGCCAGCGAUACUGUAUCUGCAAUCCAGGUGUUGUGAGACAAUUUAGAAAUCCCGAUACCAUCUUCAUUCUAGCUUUCGCCAUCAUACUGUUAAACACAGAUAUGUACAGCCCAAAUGUGAAACCAGAACGCAAGAUGAAGCUAGAAGACUUUGUCAAGAAUCUAAGGGGUGUGGAUGAUGGCGAGGAUAUCCCACGAGAAAUGCUGAUUGGGAUUUAUGAGCGAAUCCGCAAACGGGAACUGAAGACGAAUGAGGAUCAUGUAUCCCAAGUCCAGAAGGUUGAAAAACUCAUAGUAGGAAAGAAACCGAUUGGAUCUCUGCAUCAUGGACUUGGCUGUGUCCUCUCUCUACCCCACCGGAGGCUUGUUUGCUACUGUAGGCUGUUUGAAGUUCCAGAUCCAAAUAAACCUCAGAAGCUUGGAUUACACCAGCGAGAAAUAUUUUUAUUUAAUGAUCUUCUUGUGGUGACCAAGAUUUUUCAAAAGAAGAAGAACUCAGUCACAUACAGUUUUCGACAGUCCUUUUCCCUCUAUGGAAUGCAAGUUCUUCUUUUUGAGAACCAGUAUUAUCCCAACGGUAUUCGGCUCACAUCAGCUGUUCCAGGAGCAGAUAUCAAAGUACUAAUAAAUUUCAAUGCACCAAAUCCUCAGGACAGGAAGAAGUUUACAGAUGAUUUGAGGGAGUCAAUUGCAGAGGUUCAAGAAAUGGAAAAGCACAGAAUAGAGUCUGAGCUAGAAAAACAGAAGGGUGUGGUGCGUCCAAGCAUAUCUCAAUGCUCCAGUCUGAAAAAAGAUUCUGGAAACGGGACACUGAACAGAGCUUGCCUGGAUGACAGCUAUGCCACUGGGGAGGGGCUGAAAAGAAGCGCACUGAGCAGCUCCCUUAGAGACCUGUCUGAAGCCGGCAAGCGUGGGCGACGCAGCAGUGCAGGAUCGCUAGACAGCAAUAUGGAAGGGUCCAUCAUUAGCAGUCCUCACAUGCGCCGAAGAGCUACAUCAACCCGAGAGUGUCCAUCUCGCCCUCACCAGACUAUGCCUAACUCCUCCUCACUCCUAGGUUCCUUAUUUGGUAGUAAAAGGGGAAAGCCACCUUCCCAAGGCCAUCCACCAUCUGGCUCAUCCCAGCAACCUCUGCACCCUCCAGUAAUCCCACAUCAGCAACACUCACAGCAUCCUUCUGCUGUGCAUCAUGCAGGGCCAGUUGAGGGGCAGACACAGGCACAAGUGUACUCUCACCAUUCGCAAUACUGUCACAUGCAGCAGAACCCACCUCCCUACCACCACCACCACCACUACCACCCUCCCCAGCACAUCCAGCACCCACACCAGUAUCACCAACACGUGCCCCAUUCCCAGCACGCAGUGCACUCCCAGCACACUCCUUACAUGCAGCAUCCCCAUGCGCAGCACACCCACUCUCCUCACCCACCACUGCCCCCUCCGCACCCAGGACACCCCUCUCAUCCCCAACACCCUCAGCAUCACCAUGGACCGCCACCGCCUCCCUCCACUUCAGCCACCACUAAGCCCAAACACAGCGGCAUCAGCACAAUAGUCUAGAACAUGUUAACCCUCCUAGUAACUAUAGUUUUAAACAAAGUCACAAAGGCACUUACAGGAAGCAACAAAUCGUAUUGUCAGUUUUUACCUAGGCAACUUAAUUGAGCUGUGUGAGCUUAAAGGCUUGCUGUUGCUAAAAUAAUUCAAGUUAGCACCAUCAAUAACUGGUUUUACUUAUCUACUCGAUAGACGCUUACCAUCUGGUUAGUUCUUCUUUCCAAACUGCCUUGAAAACAUGCUGCUUGCUGACUAUGAGUAAAGCUACCUUUUACACCAAAUCCCUUGACAAUUUUACACGUGUAAUAAAACCUUAGUCUGUGAAAAAAGGAAAAAAGUGAUACAGAACCAAGUGUUGCAUUCUUGCUCUUUUAUUGUCAAUGGGCAAAAAAAAUAAGUAGACC
Molecule: messenger RNA, 3785 nt
Organism: Egretta garzetta (little egret)
Lineage: Eukaryota; Metazoa; Chordata; Aves; Pelecaniformes; Ardeidae
Gene: IQSEC1
Product: IQ motif and Sec7 domain ArfGEF 1
Exons: 13
Coding region: 283-3384 (1033 amino acids)
Biological process (GO): regulation of ARF protein signal transduction; actin cytoskeleton organization
Molecular function (GO): guanyl-nucleotide exchange factor activity; protein binding
Source: RefSeq, a predicted model, not a curated record